Messenger RNA from Camellia sinensis, 1757 nucleotides. RefSeq names its product HSP20-like chaperones superfamily protein. Gene Ontology annotation, cellular component: nucleus. The record is from RefSeq and is a predicted model, not a curated record. NCBI's taxonomy places the organism in Eukaryota, Viridiplantae, Streptophyta, Magnoliopsida, Ericales, Theaceae.
GAAUGUAAUGUUGAAAAAUAAAAAUUAAAUUAAUAAAAUAAAUAUAAAUCCAGUUUGCCGGUUGUAGCAUUGCAUGGUGACUGAAACACUUCUCUCUCUCUCUCUCUCUCUCUCUGUGCAAUUCUGGUGCUUUACCUUUCAGAAACCUCUUCUUCACUGGCUUUGAUUAACUUUAUCAACAACUGCAAUGGAUGACUUGUCUCAUGCUAUAGAAUCUCUCAUCGCUGUGGGGUCUGAGUCAGACAAUACAAUGAGUGAAUUGAUGCUAAGUGAUGAUCAGUAUUUCCUCCUAUUCUUCAUAAUGGGUACCUUCUUUGGGCCUGAUCUCCGGGGUGAAACGCCCCAAAAGUCUGUUUUGCAAAGAUAUGCUGAGCGUCUUCCUUCAUAUAAUUCUAAUCAACUUGUUGGUUCCCACAUUAAAACAAUAGAAGUAGAGAGGGUAUAUUACUAUGUACUUCGAAAAGCAGAUCAAUCUGUCAUAGUAAAACUACCUUUGUUGCGCCAGUUCUUCUAUGGGAAUCUCCCCGUGGCUGCACAAUAUCCUGCUGCUGCUUAUCCUCAGUUUCCUGAUCUAUUUCCUCCCCGGCUUCAUCCCCAUUCAUGGUUUGAUAGUCAUAAGAUCAUCGGAAACAUUAUAUUUAUCAAUAACCCAGAAAUCUCUUAUAUUAGGCCUGAAGAUAUUGAAAGGUUCAAGCGGCUAACUGGGCUAGAAGAUUUUCUUUUAGAUAGAGACUGUGCAAGGUUACACACUUGUGUCAAUGGUGAGGCAUUGUUCGAUGUAGCAGUCCAGGAGGUUAAAUCUAACGGGGAGUUGCCUCCUCCAAGGUCUUCUCACGAUUCUCCAAGAUCAGGACUUUUAAAUGAUUUUAUCCGUAACGAAGAUUGUUUGCAAGGUGUUCAUGUUGUGAAACCUGUCAGCGGUGUACCAUAUAGUGGUACACCUAUGACGUACAAUUAUAUGGCUCCAUUACCGGCUGAAUUAGACACGAGAAUUGUCGAGAGAUUUGAGCCUGGAAUGGUAUUUCUUCCUUCUCCCCCAACUAAGGAAGAGUGGGAAAAUAUUGGGACUUCCACAAGAAGUGGAUCUGCAUUGACUGGAACUGCAGCAAUGGGACAUAUUGGACCAGUUAUUGGACUUAUGGACAUUGGGGAAUGUGAUGAUUCCUACCUAUUCCGUGUAUCCCUUCCUGGGGUGAAAAGGGAUGAGAGAGAAUUUAGUUGUGAAGUUGAAAAUGAUGGCAAAGUAUUGAUAAGGGGAGUGACUACCACCGGUGAAAGAACGGUUUAUAGGCACUCCCAGGCGUUUGAGAUGCAGACACAGAACUUUUGUCCACCAGGGCACUUCUCCAUUUCAUUUAAGUUGCCAGGGCCGGUCGAUCCUCAACAAUUCUCAGGUAAUUUUGGUACUGAUGGAAUUCUUGAAGGAAUUGUGAUGAAAGGGAUAUAAAGAUGAGAAUAAUCAAGUAUGCUCAUGUUAUUCGAAAACUUGUGUUUUCAACAGCAUUCGGUCAUUGUAUAUUGUUAGAUGUUAGAAAUGCUGGUUGUAAAUUUUUAGGAUGUUUAAAUUACAGCUCUCUCUCUCUCUCCCCUGCAAUUGUCCGUGCAGCAAGUAUGUUUGGGACACUUGUGGUUGGUUUUCUGUCACUUAUCAAUAUUGAUGUGGAUAUCAGUUAGAUAAGUAGUAAACUCAGAAACUCAAUUCGAGUCUCUUGGAAACCUUGGGAUGAGCUGUAAACUUGACGUCUGGUGUUGACUCU